This is a messenger RNA of Ramularia collo-cygni, 978 nucleotides long. RefSeq lists its product as uncharacterized. Lineage: Eukaryota; Fungi; Ascomycota; Dothideomycetes; Mycosphaerellales; Mycosphaerellaceae. The coding region runs from base 1 to 978 and encodes 325 amino acids. The transcript is spliced from 2 exons. The record is from RefSeq and is a predicted model, not a curated record.
AUGAUAUUCGACGACGCGGCCCCCUUCAACACGGAGUUAUUCAGCAGUCUGCUCGAUGACUUGAAGAGUCUGCGAGACACCAGAACAGUCGAUACACACAAGAAGAUCAUCGACAUUCUCAUCAAAUCGCUCGUCGAUGUUGAUCAAACCGACGGGCGCCGGGCAAAAAAAAGUGCUCAGAAAGCUGCUAUCGCCAUCAUUCACCUCGAUCCCCAGGAUGAGGGAUACCAGAAUGUAGCGGCCCUCCAGGACGAUUUCUGGCAUCUCAUGCUUGAUAUCGGGGCUCAAGUGCCAAGCGCUAAAAAUGAAGAACGUCGCUUUCUUUUCUACGUGAUGCAAUGCAUCGGGAUGCCUGGAACUGGAGAUAAAUAUACCGAAUUGACCCAGGACGAUUCUGCAGCGUCCUGGAGAAAGUCGCUGGCAAGUCUGGGUCCUGUCGUGAGGGAUAGUCUGACUGAUCCGACCUUCAAGGCCGAUGAGCAGCGUUCUUACACACUUAACCAAUGGGUGAACCUCAAUUCCUUCGUUGCGGCAAUAGUGCGCGUUGGACUGAUCCCUGGGAUUCCCUUUGCGAUUUGGUCAUUGAGGCAUGCCCUUGAAACGGAGCAUCCUUCUGGGCCUGACGCCGAUGCAGCUGUCGCUGUUGCUAGCGAUUGGAUGAAUAAGUGUGCGAGUCCCUUGCUUGCAAAAGCUCUACUAGCCAACGAACAUCCUAUUGGCGAUGGCGAGAAACAGAUUUUGGCCGCCGGAGAACUCUUCCAAGGUGAUCCAGGCUUGUCUCUGGAAAGAUGGUGCUUCUGGAGACGCCGAUUCGGAGUGCUGCGAGGUAACGUCUCCUCCAGUGCAGGGCAGGAGAUUGAUAACGCAUUGGGCGCCAUGAAUUAUGUCGAGUCUGAAGCUUAUGUGGCUCGAUCUAGUGUUGUUGGAGUUGAUGCUUUUUUCAGUCGCUGCUAUCAUUUGUGCGGACCUUAUCGUUAG